CGCAGAAUAUGCACUUCUGUUAGCCAUCAGGGACCACCUCUUCUGGUAAUUUCUUAGCUAUUAGUUUAUGAACGUGACUGAUAAGCUCAGCCUCGCCUUUUUUUAGAAGCCCUGCGUUAACCUCGUCGAUUCCAAGUACUCCUUACAGCUGUAGUUUAUGUAUAGUGCCUGCAUGCUCCCACUACUGAAGUAUAUAAGAUAUUCUUGCUGCUUACGCUACUUAAGUAGAUAAGAACAUAACGUCGAUAAAUAAAGGUCAGCCUUCAUCUAAUUGCGCAAUUACAUAUGAGAAUUAUUCAUACGGAGAUAAGUGUACUGAUCUGUUCUGGAAAAGAACUUGGUCUCAUUUGCCAAGUUCUUUUAAUAGAAGCACAAUCUAAAAGACCAAUCAUAAGCUGUGCAAAGCGAGUUAAGAUGGUGCGGAGUUAUUUGUUAUAUUUCAUUGGAAUAUUCGCGGGCUUUAUUCCGAUUGCUCAUAGCUGCACAAAAACAAUAACUGUGAUGAGAUGGCGUCCCGAAACACAGACGUACUAUGAAGUCGAGAGAUACAAGAAAAAAUGCAACAUAUUCUUUAAAUGCUGGCGAACGCGCAGUGUUGUUAGGGAGAGACAAAUUUCCGUAUCAUACAUUGACUUUUCGGAGGUGUGCUGUGAUGGCUACGUACUGCAUUCCGGUCGGCUCUUAUUUUAACUCUAACUGGCGGUGUCAUCUUUUCUUCAGUGGUAGUAGCUGCCUUCGUUGUUUACUAUUGGAGACGGAAAACUAAAGAA
Hermetia illucens (black soldier fly) is the source of this 770-nucleotide messenger RNA. RefSeq lists its product as uncharacterized. The record is from RefSeq and is a predicted model, not a curated record. Lineage: Eukaryota; Metazoa; Arthropoda; Insecta; Diptera; Stratiomyidae. The coding region runs from base 286 to 690 and encodes 134 amino acids. The transcript is spliced from 3 exons.